Chaetomium globosum CBS 148.51 is the source of this 567-nucleotide messenger RNA. RefSeq lists its product as uncharacterized. Bases 1 to 567 code for a protein of 188 amino acids. The record is from RefSeq and is a predicted model, not a curated record. Lineage: Eukaryota; Fungi; Ascomycota; Sordariomycetes; Sordariales; Chaetomiaceae. The transcript is spliced from 3 exons.
AUGGCAACACCACGUUCUUGUCCCCGGGUAUUUAGGAUUCAGGUAGCGCUGCCUGGGGUCUCUUCUGUCGCUCGAACGCACUUGGCCGACUCCACCUUAACCUUGCUGGAGGGUGACAAGCGUCACAAGCCCGAGAAGUGGCCGGAAGGUCUCCCCUUUGAGGAACAGGCGCGGCGGUCAGCGACUUGGGAGCUUGGCUUUCUAUCCCAGGUAUUUUUACUCCGGGUCGUGUACUUGUCGGUACAACAUGUUUAUUCAUGGAGUGACAAGCAGUUGGGUUUCGACAUACAAAUAUUCGGGUUCUCGAUAGCGAACAUCCGCAUGCUGGAAAUGCCCGAAAUGCCUUGUACUCGGAGGGAACGAUUGGAUGAUGGUGAUGGUGUGACGAGAACGAUCUCUUUCACCGCCAAACUCGUUUCGGCAAUGGCCCGGCUGGCAGAAAGUCGUCAAUCGCUGACGGCAUCGAUGUUGUGGAAGAGGGGAGAAAUUGGCAUGGUCGGUACCGAGAAGGCAGAUCUUGGACAAGCGUUUGGACAAUUUCCGAUCGAUGACGCAAGUGGCUUUUGA